Molecule: messenger RNA, 1680 nt
Organism: Fusarium vanettenii 77-13-4
Lineage: Eukaryota; Fungi; Ascomycota; Sordariomycetes; Hypocreales; Nectriaceae
Exons: 8
Coding region: 1-1680 (559 amino acids)
Source: RefSeq, a predicted model, not a curated record
AUGCUUGCGAGUAAAAAGCAGAGUCUCGAGGGGACUUGUGCUGGAAAUUAUCUACAGACACAGGUUGUCGGUUUCUCCACCCACACCACCAGGACAUUGCAGUUUUUGCACAUCCAGUGCUUCAUCACUCCAAGCGGUGACUACGAAAUCUGUCUCCCCACGAGACCUACGUUCCACUUCCUCUUCCUCGAGAUGGAUGAUUUAAUUGAGAGACGAUUCAACAUCACCAAAUGUGCCUCUCGAAAACGCCUUUCUACCCAAAAGUGGCAGCAAUGGGAAACUGCGUGGCUCAAGCUCGUUGAGAGAGUCGCCAACCACACCAACGACCCUAUUGUUCUCAUCAAUAAUAGAUGCGAGACGAAAGGAUAUGGCAUCAACUGUAUCGAGGCAUGCAGAAAUCCGGCUUACCUCUUUGCGUCGGCAGACAGACUGUGGAACUGCGUCAGCCUGGCGACUCUUCACUUGACAACUUGGGGAAAUCCGGAUGUGAACAGAGUUCACGCCACUAUCAAUCAAGACGAUGAGGGCGAAGGAGACUCGGUCACGUACAAUAGCACACUCGAACUUGGAUCUAUCAUGAGCCAGAACUAUUGCACCAAAGACGACUUGGGGAUUGACAGUGACCUCGCAGGUCCAGGCUUAUUCAUUGCCUACCUCAUUCAAUUCUCGCUGUCCAUAUGGCCAUUCCGCACAUCAGAUGAUGCUGAAAAGACGGCACAGAAGUGGCAGGACACUGCCUCAAACAACCGCUUUGCUGGAGCUAUAACAUCGACCAUUGUUGACCUUCAAGAAGCUCAGACUCAAUACCUGGCCAUCAUCUCGGUUGUCAGCGUGGUGGCCUACGCCAGUAACAACACUCCAGGAUUUGGCAACGGACAUACAUUCCGCGCAUGGUAUAUAAACAAGGAACUCUUGGAUGACAUGAUAUCGAUCAGCAUCUACCCCAUUCUUUUCGUUCAAAUAGCUUUCCACAAGGCAGGCAACAGAUGGUGGUAUACCAUACUAUGGGUCAUUUUCACCUGGGUACUGACCUUUUUCGUCGUCUUCUCAUGGGGAGACAUGGGUGAAAUCCCGGAGCGGUUCCACAAAAGUGAUGGUCUAGAGUCUUGCGGACAGAAUCCUGGGCCAAAGCUUUACUGCAUGGGUUAUGAUGAAUCCUUUGAAAGGUUUGUCAACAAAGGGCUGACACCAUCACACCAGGUUAUGCUGCUCAACAAGCUUUCCUACUGGGCCAUACACGCCAUAAUUCCCAUCAUCAUCCUGGACUGGUGGUGGGAAAAGCCCCCCACGGAUGCGCAGCAACCGAACAAGCAGCCCCGUGGCUCUUUCAGCCAUGCACUGGACCCAUUCGUGGCUGUCAUAACAAACCGAGUCUCGCUGACCAUUUUGGAAAAGGCACUUGGUGAUGCCUAUGGAGGGGGUGAAGGUGACUCGGUCUUUGGUGGAUGGACCUAUGGGCAAUUUGUGGCCUUGUUCGUGUGGAUUCCCAUAGCCGGCAAGUUUCUGUCUCUUAUGAUCGAGAGGCGAGCGAACCAGUAUGUCAAAGUCAGUCCGGCACACGAAAACAAGACACCAGCAACUCGGACCGAAACAAGCGGGGUUAAAACCGAUCAGACUGAAACAAAUAAGCCUGAGAGCAGUCAUGUUGAAGAAAUCCCCAUGACGCCAGUGUCGCGAUGA